Molecule: messenger RNA, 468 nt
Organism: Lactuca saligna
Lineage: Eukaryota; Viridiplantae; Streptophyta; Magnoliopsida; Asterales; Asteraceae
Source: the annotation of a GenBank genome assembly
AUGAUUCGUCAAAUAUCAGAAUUCCAGUAUUUGGCUCCUGAAGAGUACUCACCCCCUUUCUCCACCAACUUCACCAUACGAGAUCCAAUAUCUGUUCUCCAUAUGAGCAAUUUCCUAACCAACAUCCCCGACUACUUCUCAAAACCUCCUUCCUCUGUUAGCAACAACUCGACCUCUGAUGAAGCUGACACGCAACAAAACGAUAUCAUAGGCGAGCGAAAACGCAGAAGAAUGAUAUCGAAUAGGGAGUCAGCUCGAAGAUCUAGGAUAAGGAAACAAAAGCAACUGGAUGAGCUUUUGUCACAACUUGUCCAUCUUAGAACUGAUAAUCAGAGUAUCAUGGAGCAUUUGAACCAGUUAGCAGAGAGACACGAAAAGGCACUCGAGGAGAAUGAACGAUUGAAGGAAGAGACUACUGAUAUUCGACAGAAGCUUGAUGAAAUCCGACAAGGCAACAACCCAACAUAA